AUGGGAAAGGACCGGAGUUUCUCUCGGCAUUUUCGGAUUUUCAUCCCCAAGAAGCACCGGCAGCGGUUUGACGAGGUGGUGUCACAGAGCCUGAUCAGCAAGCUCUGCCGCUCCAAGAGCGAGCAGCACAGCAACCGGCUGCGGCGCAGCCGGAGCGAGGACCAUCAGGAGCGGCUCCUUGUCUCCACCCGUGCCAGCUCCGUGCCCCGCAGCCACGAGGAGGUCAGCAAGAGCCUGCGGAAAACCACCUCGCUCAUCACCAGCAAUGUGGCCUCGGGGGCUGCCCGCAGAACUGUGCGAGUUUAUAAAGGCAACAGAAGCUUUGGCUUCACGCUACGUGGCCAUGCCCCAGUGUGGAUUGAGUCUGUUCUGCCAGGGAGCCCAGCUGAGAAGGCUGCUCUCAAAGCUGGAGACCGGAUCCUAUUCCUCAAUGGUCUGGAUAUGAGGAACUGCUCCCAUGACAAGGUGGUGUCGAUGCUGCAGGGCAGCGGGGCGAUGCCCACCUUGGUGGUAGAAGAGGGGAUCGUCAACUUCUCCAGCGACUCUGACUCUGCUGACUCCCUGAGUACCUCCUCCGCCCUCACCUCUCUGCAGUGGGUUGCAGAGAUACUCCCCUCUAGCAUCAAGAUUCAAGGAAGGACCUUCAACCAGCAGCUGGAGCACCUGCUGACUCCACCUGAGCGCUAUACCAUCUGCAAAGCACUGGAAGGCUUCUUCCAACAUCGGAAUAUUGACACUCUCAUUGUGGAUGUGUACCCGGUGCUGGACACACCAGCCAAGCAAGUCAUUUGGCAGUUUAUCUACCAGCUGCUGACGUAUGAAGAGCAGGAGCACUGCCAGCAAAAGAUUGCCAGGUUUCUUGGUUACAAGUCCUUGGCAGGUGAGAGAAAAGUCCCUGCGCUCUGGCCUGAGCCAGAAGCAGAGGAUCGCUACCGCAGCUCCGUUCGAGGGGCCUCCUUGUGCCGGGGAAGCCUUCGAACCCCCCGCCCCGAGGAAGGGGGGGCAGCAGGCCAGAGUGACACCGUGGAGGUCCCGGUUCGCCUGAUCCCCGGAGAGAGACAGGCUGGUGAUGGCACGUCCCUCCCGGAGAUGCCCAAUCCCAAAAUGAUGUCGGCUGUCUACGCAGAAUUAGAAAACCGCCUGAUCGGCAGCUUUGCUGGCAAGAUGGGUAAUGCUGCCCUGCACAAAGCAUCGCCUCCAGCCCCAGAGCUGGCACAUGCUGCAGGUGCUCGCAAAGCGGGGAUGGCGAUCUCGUGGCCAAGUGACCCUCUGGCCUCCCAGCAGUGCUACUACCGCCUGCACAGCAGCGUGGCCUCCCCAAGCAGCACAGAGUCCAACCCCUACAUCAGCCUCGACAGCAGCCCAGCCCCGUCCCCCAAGCACCGGGACUACUCGCUCAGCCCUCUGUCACGACGGAAGAAGCUCUUCACCUUCUCCAGGCCACCACGCAGCCGCGACACCGACCGAUUCCUGGAUGCCCUCAGUGAGCAGCUGGGACACCGGGUCACCAUCGUGGAUGAUUUUCUCACCCCCGAGAAUGACUACGAGGAG
Balearica regulorum gibbericeps (East African grey crowned-crane) is the source of this 1551-nucleotide messenger RNA. NCBI's taxonomy places the organism in Eukaryota, Metazoa, Chordata, Aves, Gruiformes, Gruidae. The record is from RefSeq and is a predicted model, not a curated record.